Messenger RNA from Eruca vesicaria subsp. sativa (arugula), 1344 nucleotides. Lineage: Eukaryota; Viridiplantae; Streptophyta; Magnoliopsida; Brassicales; Brassicaceae. The record is from the annotation of a GenBank genome assembly.
AUGGCUCAAGGAUUGCAUCUCACUCUGAUGAUCUUCUUUGUUCAUCUGAUCUGCAUUUCGAGUCAGCAGGAGACAGGGUUUAUCUAUAAUGGCUUUGGCCAAACAGACCUUUAUACUGAUGGCGUUGCAAGAAUUCUUCCCGAAGGACAGUUGCAGCUAACCGAUGGAUCCGGGCAGAAAAUGGGUCAUGCUUUCUUCAAGAAGCCUUUUGAGUUCACUUCACCUGAAUCACUCUCUUUCUCAACACAUUUUGUGUGUGCUCUGGUGCCUAAGCCAGGAUAUAUUGGUGGUCAUGGCAUCGCCUUUGUUAUGUCUGCUUCCAUGGAUCUCACACAUGCAGUUGCAACUCAAUUCUUGGGACUUUUUAACAUCUCGACUCACGGAUCUUCCUCUUCUCAUCUAGUCGCUGUUGAGCUUGAUACUGCCCUCAGCGCUGAGUUUGAUGACAUCAAUGCCAAUCAUGUUGGUAUCGAUGUCAACAGCCUUAUCUCUAUCGAAUCUACCCCGGCUUCUUACUUUUCCGAAAUUAAAGGUAAGAACGAAAGCAUACAGCUUUUGAGUGGAGCUCCUAUUCAAGUCUGGGUGGACUACGGAGAAAACGUAGUUAAUGUUUACCUGGCCCCUCACAAAAUUCAAAAGCCAAGUCAGCCUCUUUUAUCAACAUCUCUUAAUCUUUCAGAAUCUUUCCCAGAUAGAAAGAUAUUUAUUGGGUUCUCUGGAGCGACAGGGACAUUGAUCAGCUACCAAUACAUACUAGGGUGGAGCUUUAGUAGAAACAAGGAGUCACUGCAGACCCUGGAUGUCACUAAACUUCCUCGAGUUCCUCCUCAUAAAGCUAAAAAUGAGAGACCAUCAGUGCUGCUUAUUGUUCUGCUCAUAUUACUGGCAGUCGUAUUGUUUUUGGUUCUUGGAGCAGCUUUUGUCUACAGGAGAAGGAAAUAUGCUGAAUUAAGAGAGGAAUGGGAAAAAGAAUAUGGUCCACACCGCUUUUCCUAUAAAGCUUUGUACAAAGCUACACAAGGGUUUCACAAAGAUGGACUUGUCGGAAAAGGAGCUGAGGAAGUGGAAAUGGUAUUGAAACUUGGAUUGCUUUGCAUGAAUGCUGUGGCUGAACUGAGACCUUCGAUGGAAGAAGUCAUGCAAUACUUAAAUAAAAGCCUUAAGCUGCCUGAUAUCACCCCAAAUUCUCCUGGUAUCGGGUCCUUUGUACCACUGAUUAUGGGAUCAAACCCCCUCCCUGCCUCCCCCACUACGGAGACCUUGUCAGCAUCACUUUACUCUUCUUCCUCAGCCAACGACUCUACAUUUGUCACUCACUCAGUUGUCUAUGGCCACGGACGGUAA